Molecule: messenger RNA, 1804 nt
Organism: Rhinolophus ferrumequinum (greater horseshoe bat)
Lineage: Eukaryota; Metazoa; Chordata; Mammalia; Chiroptera; Rhinolophidae
Gene: AP5S1
Product: adaptor related protein complex 5 subunit sigma 1
Exons: 3
Coding region: 430-1032 (200 amino acids)
Biological process (GO): double-strand break repair via homologous recombination; endosomal transport
Cellular component (GO): AP-type membrane coat adaptor complex; late endosome; cytosol
Source: RefSeq, a predicted model, not a curated record
AAGGUCUGUGGGACGGGUCGCUGCGCCCCCUCGCGGCCGCCGGGGAAGGUGGCCUGGGGCUCCGCUGUUCCAGGACUUCGAGCGGGGACCUCGCGUACCCGAUCUGGGAGUAACGCGAGGGAGCGACGCCGGCAGCUCGGAGCAAGGAGGCGUUCGUCCGAUUAUGAAGGUUGUCCGUGCCCUGUGACCAGGCGUUGAAAGGUCGCCCCCGCUUGGUCCCCGGAGCGCUGCACUGGACGUGAGGGCCCCGCCCGCCCUGCGCGCGUCAUCCUUGUGUGCGCAGGCGUGCAGGGGCCGCGCAGCCGCCAUUGCUCUCCUGCUGCCGAGCGAAGCGGCCUGUUAGUAGAAGUCCGCGAGCGCAGAAGGAAGGGGGUUUCAUGCUCAUCUCACCGAGGUUUCUGGCUUCCCUGUAGCACCCACCCUGGAGCCAUGGUCCAUGCCUUCCUCAUCCACACCUUGAGGGCCCCACAGGCCGAGGACAUGGGAUUUUGCCGAGUGCUCUACUCCUGCGUUUUUGGUGCUGAGAAUCUACCCGAUGACCCACGGCCACAUGGUGCUGAGAGAGACAGGCUCCUCCGCAAGGAGCAGAUUUUGGCUGUGGCCAGGCAGGUGGAGUCCAUGUGCCAGCUGCAGCAGCAGGCAUCCGGCCGGCCCCCUACAGACCUGCAGCCCCAGUCCUCAGAUGAGCCAGUGCCCCUGCAUGAAGCCCCACAUGGGGCCUUCCGCCUGGCGGCAGGGGACCCGUUCCAGGAGCCUCGGACAGUGGUGUGGCUGGGUGUGCUCUCAUUAGGCUUCGCUCUAGUGCUGGACGCCCAUGAGAACCUGCUGCUGGCUGAGGGCACCCUUCGGCUGCUGGCUCGCCUCCUCCUCGACCACCUCCGGCUGCUGGCCCCCGGCGCCAACCUCCUGCUGCGAGCUGAUCGCAUUGAAGGCAUCCUCGUCCGCUUCCUGCCCCAUGGGCAGCUGCUCUUCCUGAACGACCAGUUUGUCCAAGGUCUGGAGAAAGAAUUCAGUGCUGCCUGGCCCCGCUGACCCCUCACUGGGAUGGGACUUUCCGAGAGGGCAAGGAGGGAGCAUGGGGAUGUUGGAACGCUCAGCCAGGUGAAACUUGGCUUUUGCUUCCUGCCCCGCCUGCUCCCAGCUCUGGUGUGCUGCCACACCCAGGACAAGUGGAUGGGACAAGGUGGCAGAAAAGGUGGAAGGGAGGAAUCUCAGGGAGCUGCCGCAUGACUUACUCAGACUGCUGCUGUGGGCCAGCCCUGCUUGUCUUUAACCCUACUUUCUCCCAUCCCCACCGGCGAUCCCCAAACAGCCCACCAGCCCCGAGUGCUGGGGCAGGAGGAACAGCUACCUGGAACUCAGCCCACCUACUUCUUCCAAAGCCAGUCAUUGCAGUGCAAAAGGAGUCUGAGACUCCCAGGUGGGGGAUCUGGCCCCUGCCUUUGCACCCACUUAAGCAACAUCGUCAACAAGGAUUUUGUCGGUGAGGACCUGCUUGGUGUCCAGCCCCACCACAGUUCACAGAUGUGUCAGUCGUUCACCAGGGGAAGAUUCUGUAGGUCCUUUUGGGCGCAGCCCAUGCCCAUCAGGCCGCUUUGAGAGAAUGAUGGGCUUCCCUGGUCCCCAGGGAGAGAAAGUGCCGUCAGAUGGGUGCAAGAGGUCUGGCCUGGAUGAUGUUAUUGUUUUCAUUUUGAAUUAAAAGCACCAACUGUGUGAUUUCACCCUCUAUCUCUGUGAAUAUGAUUAAUGCAUAUGCUGCUGCAAGUGAGCGCCUUUCUGUACGGUUCUGGGCUGGGUGUUUGAG